This is a messenger RNA of Leucoraja erinaceus (little skate), 4674 nucleotides long. RefSeq names its product cysteine-rich secretory protein LCCL domain-containing 1-like. NCBI's taxonomy places the organism in Eukaryota, Metazoa, Chordata, Chondrichthyes, Rajiformes, Rajidae. The record is from RefSeq and is a predicted model, not a curated record. Gene Ontology annotation, cellular component: extracellular region. Bases 432 to 2174 code for a protein of 580 amino acids. The transcript has 16 exons.
UUUUCCAGAGUUCCCCUUUUUCUGGAAUUGCCCCUUCCCUCGGGUAAUGAUUCAUUCCAGCUCCUGAAUUGCAGCGGCCACUGCUCGGUUUGGCACAGGCUGGGUUGUUGCUUUUGUUGGAUUGCCCGCGUCUGGACCGCGCGGUGCGGGGUCGGGCCGGCCCGGCUCCACUCGACACGUCACUGGGAUCGGGAUAAAGGCGGCGCCGCCAGUCGAGCCGGGCAGAGCAGAGGCUGCAUCAAGAGCAGCAACACCACCCCGCAUCCAGAUACACUCGCUCUGCACGCAUCGCAAUCCAACGCUCUUCUCCGCAUCGCAACCCAACGCUCUUCUCCGCAUCAACCUGCACAGUGAGGGCUGCGAAGCCUCACAAUUGAACGGGUCCCGAGUACUUCAGAGAUAAUCCCAGUGCGCUCCCGGGGUUAUCCAACAUGAAGUGUGCAGAGCUAGAAUGGACAAGGCUAACGGCGCUGCUGCUCGUUGCACACUCGGUUGUAGCGAUGGUGCGCCCCAAUAUGACUUCAGAACUGGAUGUAAUGAUGGCAAAGUUUCUAGAAGAACGCGAGAAACGUUUGGCUACCGAAGCACACUUUAAAGCAACUGGCAGCUUAGAUUCAACCAAGUCAAAUUAUACGGAUCCAAAUGUGCCACCCAGGACUUCCAGAAGAGCGAAAAGAUCCAUCACAGAUAUUGACAGACAACUAAUCUUGGAUCUGCACAAUAAACUGAGAAGUCAAGUGUCACCAAGUGCAGCUGAUAUGGAAUACAUGACCUGGGAUACAGAACUGGAAAGAUCUUCAGAAUCUUGGGCUUCACAGUGUUACUGGGAACAUGGACCUGGUUACCUCCUACCAACUAUAGGGCAGAAUCUGGGUGUACACUGGGGCAGAUACCGGCCUCCUACAUUCCAUGUUCAAGCUUGGUAUGAUGAAGUUAGCGAUUAUAGAUAUCCUUAUCCUCAAGAAUGUAACCCUUGGUGUCCCUUCACGUGUGUUGGUCCAGUGUGUACCCAUUAUACUCAGGUAGUAUGGGCAACAAGUAACAAAGUUGGCUGUGCCAUUAAUUUAUGCAUAAACAUGAACGUCUGGGGCCAGAUAUGGGAACAAGGGGUCUACUUGGUUUGCAAUUACUCCCCUAAGGGAAAUUGGUGGGGCCAUGCUCCUUAUAAACAUGGGCCUCCCUGUUCUGCCUGUCCUCCAAGCUAUGGGGGAGGCUGUAGGGAGAAUCAAUGUUACAAAGAAAUUAAAAUUUGUGGUGACAUGCCGUGGAACAACACCAUUGAAGGAGAUAACAGUGGUUACCCAGACCUCGUUGCUGGUUGCGAAGGGGCCCCCAAAACAGUUCAAGCUUCAGGCCCCCCAAAAUAUGAUGGCACCAGCCAUUACUAUCCUCCUUCAGAACCAGAGCAAGAAACUAAUGAGGUUGAGAGACAGACCACACAAACUCAGGAAACGCAAUCAAAUGCACGAAUACGACCAGAUUCCACAAGAACAGAGCACCUUGACGCAAAUGAGAUAAUAAAUACCCAGCAAAUGUCUCAGUUGGUAUCUUGCGAAACCAAGCUACGUGACCGAUGCAAGGGAACGACUUGUAAUAGAUAUGAAUGCCCAGCAGGUUGCUUGUACAGUGAAGGAAAAGUAAUUGGGACACUGCAUUAUGACAUGCAAUCAAGCAUUUGUCAAGCUGCAAUGCAUCAUGGCGUGCUGGACAAUGAUGGUGGUUGGGUAGAUAUUACAAGACAAGGAAAGAAGCCUUUCUUUAUAAAAUCCAACAGAAAUGGGAUCCAAUCAUUUGGUAAAUAUAGACCUGCCAAUUCAUUUACAGUCUCUGAAGUACCAGUCCAAGCUGCUAAUUGCCAAACAAGAGCACAUCAGAUAUGCACAUUCAAAAAACCAGUUUCACAUUGUCCACGAAUGUAUUGUCCACCUAAUUGUUUGGAGGAAAAUCCACAUCUGGCUCGGGUAAUUGGAACCCGGUUCUACUCUGAUAGAUCCAGUAUUUGCAGAGCAGCGGUACAUGCCGGGGUCAUUCGCAAUUAUGAUGGAGGUUACCUUGAUAUAAUGCCAGUUGAGAACAAGCAGCGUUAUUUUGGCACGUACCAGAAUGGAAUAUUCUCCGAAAGCCUGAAAAAUCCACCUGGAGCCAAAGCAUUCAGAAUAUUUGCAAUCAUUUGAUUCUGGUCAAAAGUAACCACGUUUAAGGCAGGACUUGGAAGAAGCAAAGAAAAGUGUUUCAACUAUUUCCUGUGCAGGGUUUUUUUUCCGCUGUGUUAGGAUAUUGGCAGAAAGAAUUCUAUCCAUUGCAAACCAAAAAAAUCAGUACCAUGUCAUGAAAAAGAGUAAUGCAGAAGGUUAAAAUCGCAUACACCAUAAUUACAUUAAUAAUGGAACUGCCCCGUAAGCAAAAUUUACAAUUGUAAAACUGCGAUUCUAACAGAAUGCUGCUAACUCAAUAACACAACCCAAAAAAUGAAGGUGUUUUUCAAAGUGAAAACCAUGAUUAGGUUGAACUAAUCUAAUGCCUUGAGAAUCUGGCAGUUAUUCCUGCAGGCCAGGAAAUAAAUUGGUGAUAAUAAUGUAUUAUUGGUAGAGUGAUCAGCUUGUACAAUCCAUGUGAGAGAUAUUGCAACUCAUUACAUUCAUAUUUUGGCUGAACAUUUAGCAGAGAAAUUCUCACAUCUUAUCUCUACCAGAAGUAGAAAUCGGUAGGUUCUAAAUAUUAGAGUGUCAACUGAUUUGAGCCUUGAAUAGGCAACGAUGUCCUAAUGUUUGCUUGGGCUCGUAAUAAAGUCGUUAUCAAUUGAACAGCACUUGUCCCUUGCAUGCCCUGUCCAGUUGACUUUGGGUCUUCCGCUGCAUAACUAGUAGUUGUAUACCUGUUCAAGCAAGUGGAUUCAGAGUUUUUUUUCUUGUGUAUUAUUGAUAAUUGAAAGCUCAAGUUUGCCUCUUCAUUUUAUUCCCCCCCCCCUUCAUUUUACCAUCCACUCCUUCUAGAUGACUAUCUGCAGGAUGUCUCAGUGUAGAAACAGAUGAUUUUUUGUUUGAGCUGCAUUUUAAUAAUUGAUUAGCAUCUGCAUGGAUAUGGCCUGAGGCCCCCUUUUUGAACAGGCCUCAGCAGUGUCUAAGGGGUUGUGUUCAUGUUGUGACUUCAUUUCACAACAGUCUCAAGCACAACUCCAAUUAUUUCCCUAAAUGACAAAAUAGAAUGUAUAAAUCAUGCUUUCACACACAGUUUUAAAGUAAUUGAAUCAAUUCUCAAGAAAAAACAUCAUACUGUGGGGAAGGGUCUCAACCCAAAACGUCAUCCCUUCCUUCUAUCCAGAGAUGCUGCCUUUCCCGCUGAGUUACUCCAGAAUUUUGUGGCUAUCUUUGGUGUAAACCAGCAUCUGCAGCUCCUUCCUACACAUACUGUGUGCAUAGAUGGGAUACACAACAGAGAUUAUGAAGUGCCUUUGGAAAAUAAGCUAGCAGAUUUACAUCCUGUUAUUUGGUGUGAAACACGGUAUAAAGAUGUUUGAUUCUAUUUUUUAAAAAUUAUAUUGCCUGCAGGUCACAAGCUGUUGAAAGUUAUUUAUGUUAUUAUCAUGUUAAAAUUGCCAUUUGUACUUGUAUCUUUUAAAUGUUUUAUGAAAUCUGCCUUUCAAACAAUACUGUCUGCCUUAUGUAUCUUUACUACCUCAGAUACUUAUUUGUAGUGUACGUGCUUAAACAGAUUUUUUAUUUAGUCAAAUCUGCAAGGUUAUUUUCUCAUUUUUGAAUUAAAGACCCUGUAAACAGUAAAUAUUGCACUGCUGUUAUUUAAUCUAUUUUCCAUUAUUUGCACAUGGAAAAGCAUAGGGCGGCAUGGUGGCGCAGUGGUAGAGUUGCUACCUUACAGCGCCAGAGACCCAGGUUUGAUCCAGACUACGGGUGCUUGUCUGUACAGAGUUGGUACGUUCUCUCCGUGACCUGCGUGGGUUUUCUCCGAGAUCUUCGAUUUCCUCCCAUGCUCCAAAGACAUAUAGGUUUAUAGGUUAAUUGGCUUGGUAUAAAUAUAAAUUGUCCGUAGUGUGUGUAGAAUCGUGUUAAUGUGCGGGGAUUGCUGGUCGGUGCGGACUCGGUGGUCCAAAGGGCCUGGUUCCGCGCUAUAUCUAUAAACUAAACUUAAACUAAAAAGAGGAUUUUAUUUACAUUCCAAACAGUUCUCUCUACCUAUCCAUAUCUUUUCAAAACUAAAAAGAAUUAAAGUUUGAAAAUUAUUUUAAACAGGCUAUUGUAAUAAAUGUAUGAAAACUGCAAUUUAAAAAUACCUCUUUAAACAUUUCUGAUUUUAAAUUAUUUGGUGAGAUAAAAAAAGAAUGGAUUAUGUGUCCAGGUACCACCAUGUCAUUAUGUAAUUGUUGGAUAACAGUUGUGGCAUCUUUUCUACAUCAAUACAGAGUGUGAAAGGUUGUGUUAAAUAUUCAGAUUUGCGUGUUGAUCUGAUGUUGGAACAUUUAAAAUGAUAUGUUAAUAUGCCUACUAGUGCUUUAUAAUAGCUGGUCUCAAAACUGAUAAGCAGUUGUAUCUGAAUCUUGUACCCGAUUUGUUAACAAUCUUUAUUAAAGUCAUGAAUUUUAUAGCAGUUUGGGAUUAUUGAAAAUAUUUAGUGGAGUAUUUGUAUUGUUCUAAUAAUAAAUCAAUUAUUGAGGCAAAA